This is a messenger RNA of Rhodamnia argentea, 695 nucleotides long. Its product is annotated as guanine nucleotide-binding protein subunit gamma 2-like. Lineage: Eukaryota; Viridiplantae; Streptophyta; Magnoliopsida; Myrtales; Myrtaceae. The transcript has 4 exons. Gene Ontology annotation, biological process: G protein-coupled receptor signaling pathway. The record is from RefSeq and is a predicted model, not a curated record. Bases 100 to 456 code for a protein of 118 amino acids.
CUCUCUCUCUCUCUCUCUCUCUCUCUCUUCUUUUGACGUUGAAAAAAAAUCCAAAUCCAAGCCAUCUUCUUCUUCUUUGUACAAAGGUUUGAGUUUGACAUGAUGGACGGAGCUUCACCAGCAAUGGAGACAGAAAAAUCUGAGACUCCCAUGCCGUGCGAAGCAGGAAGCCGAGGAGGGUUGCCUCUUCCAAGAGCAGAGCCCGCCGCUUUCGUCGGCAAGCACCGGUUGGCUGCUUCCAUAACACAUCUCCAGAACCAGAUCAACUUCAUUCAGGAAGAGUUGGAGGAGCUCGAAACCAUAGGUGAAUCAUCUCUCGUAUGCAAAGAGCUCAUUUCAAGCAUUGCAUCCGUUCCGGAUCCACUGCUUCCGGCGACGAAGGGUCCUGCGGAUGUUGGCUGGGAGCGAUGGUUCCUAGGUGACCACCAUGCACGACGCAACAAGCGGUGGAUCUAAAGGCUUGGAUGACAUUGUUUGAGGAUGCAACUUUCGACAACAAACUCAGAGAAAGAGGGAGAGGGAGAGAGAGAGAUUUAGAGAGAAAAAUUCCUGCUCUGUAUUAUCUCGUCACGUUUGUUGGGAAACAAAUAAAAGCCAGAGAGAUGAUCACUGUAUACACAUCUUGAAUUUUCUCAUUGUAUCCUUUCGCAUUGACUCUAACCACCCAAUACAUACAUAGUGCAAUUCUCUAUGUC